Sphenostylis stenocarpa is the source of this 1914-nucleotide messenger RNA. NCBI's taxonomy places the organism in Eukaryota, Viridiplantae, Streptophyta, Magnoliopsida, Fabales, Fabaceae. The record is from the annotation of a GenBank genome assembly.
AUGUCACGUAUUGUCCUCCUGACUUUUGUUGGGCUUAUUGUGUUCUUUCCAUUUUCUUGUUCCCUCCAAGAGCAAGGAAAAGAGCCACAAGCUCCUUUGCUUCCAAACUCUUGCAAUGAAACAUGCGGGGACUUCCAUGUUCCAUUUCCCUUCUAUGUCAACUCUUCUUGUGAGUCGAUUUCCAGUGCCUUCCAUCUGUCGUGCACAAAUUCAUCUGCCCUUUUGCUCAGAAUUGGCUCGGUUAGCUACACGGUCUUGGAAUUCUUCCCAGAUGGUGUGCUGGUGGACUUUCCCGGCUCAUCGUCCUGUAGACAGUACAAUGACUUGAAUUCUUUUGGCAGAAGCUUUGCAGGGAAGGACAACUUUGGAGUCUCGGUUGACAAUGUUAUUGGCCUCUAUGAUUGUGAGGAUUCCUCUCUGUGCAAAGCAGAUUGUGAAACUAUUGACUUGCCUGGUUGUGAUGGAAGGGGUGGAGGUUCUCUUGCCUGUUGCUAUCCACUCUCUGACCAUACCAUAUGGCAUGUUGGAGAUGGGUUUUCGGUGUUUUCUCAGUUUGGAUGCAGGGGGGUUUCUAGUUGGGCCGUUUUGCGAGGCUCAACUUGGGGAAAACGUGGGGUCAAGUUGGAAUGGGCACUUCCCCGAAACUCCUCUAAGCAAGUUUGUGCAAGGAAUGCUUACAUGGCCAAUGCUACAGCAAUCGAAGGAGGCGUGAGAUGUGUCUGUCAAAAUGGAUAUGUUGGUGAUGGUUUCGCUAAUGGGACUGGAUGUCUGCAGGCCUGCAUAAAGGACGGAAAGGAAGCAUAUGGAAGUGACUGCGACGGCAAAAGACAUGAUCAAAGGAAAUUUGUUAUAAUUGCCGGAAUCGUUGGCCCAGUUCUGAUUGUUGCCUCCCUGAUUGCACUAUUUUAUCUUCUUAAAAGGCCAACAAAAGCGGGGAUGUUUGACACCGAGCAAGCUUACUAUCAAAACAUUUCAAUCCCCAAAGCUUGUAAAACUCGACUAUUCAGCCUCCACGAGCUAGAUGAAGCCACUAAAGGUUUUGAAGAGGGUCAGAAACUUAUGCAUGGCAACAAUGGGACAAUCUUCGCUGGAGUUUUAGGGGAUGGGUCUCACAUAGCUGUCCACAAAUUACAAUGUGAGAAGAAAGACUUAAUUCAAGUCCUGUCACAGAUCGAGGUUCUAUCUUCUAUAGUACAUAGAAACAUGGCCCGGAUUCUUGGUUGCUGUAUUGAAUCUGGCAACACUUUGGUAGUUUAUGAGUUUCCUUCCAAUGGUACUCUGGAGGAAUAUUUACAUCAAAGCAAAGGACAACAACUUCGUUUAGAUUGGUAUAGGAGACUGACUAUUGCUGCAGAAACAGCGAGUAUUCUUGCAUUCCUACACUUCGAGAACUAUCCUCCCAUAUUUCACCAUAACCUUAAAUCUGCCUGCAUCUUCCUAGAUGAUGAUUAUUCUGUCAAGAUUGCAGGAUUUGGUCUGAUCAACUCCAAUUUUUACUAUGGUUCUAACUUACACAAGAACUAUGAAGGCUUUGGCAUCUGCAAAAAUGAUGUUUAUGACAUGGGUGUAUUGCUUCUUGAGAUUAUCUCAGGCUCAAAUCGCUUGGAUUUACCAACUUUGGCCUUGCAGCAAAUAAGGGCAGGAAAAUUUGAAGAUAUUUUUGACCCCUUUCUUUGCUACCAUGAACAACCACAUUAUCGCCAAGAGCAAAUGCAAAUCAUUGCAGAUCUUGCCACAAGAUGCCUGUUAUUUGGUGGAGAUGGAAGGCUAGGAAUGGUUGAUGUUGUGAGGGAGUUAGUACACUUGACUAAAGAAAGUCUUGAUAGCAAAGGACCUGCACUGGAGGAGACAUUCUCAAAUUCAAGCCUUCUUCAGAUGAUAUCACUGUCUCCUGAUUCUAUGAAUGUCCCCUGA